Molecule: messenger RNA, 1491 nt
Organism: Suillus clintonianus
Lineage: Eukaryota; Fungi; Basidiomycota; Agaricomycetes; Boletales; Suillaceae
Exons: 6
Coding region: 1-1491 (496 amino acids)
Source: RefSeq, a predicted model, not a curated record
AUGCGCCCACAAAUCGUUGGUGUACGCACAGCACAAUGCUUCGGUAGCGGGCUGUACUUGGACAAACUUCGUUAUAAGGCCUUGCGCGAAUCAAAUCAAAUGGUCCUGAGACUCCCCUUCACGAAGGUUGUGAACUCCGGUGUAUACCACCGAGAUUCAAAGUCUAAUAGUCCAUCUAAACAGCUCGAAGCAUGUUGGGGACUGAAAUGGUGCCCAAAAUUUUAUGCUCGAGGACCAAGUGAUUAUGACAUUGGGGUGUUGACUCCGGAUGGAAAAUAUGGCUCCUUAAAGAUUGGUGGCCCUCCACCCAUGGAGCAUGGAGUUCGGGUUGGCAUUGAAAUCGUAAAUCCGUCUACGAGCCUGUUCAGCACCAUCCACGAGGCUGAUGGUCAGCUUGGAUUCAGGAGACGCGAACUGCCUUCUUCACCAUCUUCGCACUUCAGCGUGACCACGCCUCCCGUGUCUAUCGCGCACGAGAGAACGCAAGAUCGACCUGAUUUGAUGUGUUUUGAUGUCACUCCCGCUCAUUCCUCGUUGUCUCUGAUUGCGCCAGGAAGAAUGGAGGGGGCGCUGCCCAUACACUCAGAGCCCUAUACAUCAGAGCUCUCAUAUGCUCUGCUUCCGGGACCUUCCCCGCACUCGUCGCAGAGCUGUGGUGCCCCAACAGUUGGGACGCCCCAGCAUUUACAUUAUCUAAGCCCACAAAUUCCGCCUGCUGUAUCGCAGGAUCCAGAUGGCCUGCUGUAUAGCGUAGCGCCGGAGGAUGGCGCCUCUCUAGAGCGCUUGGCCUCGGCUACGGCAGAUGCGCAGGCGUAUCUACCCCCAAAUACCAUCAACAUCCAUUCCACUCCACAGGUUUAUGUCAUGACUACUAUGCAAACCCCGCAAGCGGCUUUGCUAGAUUCAUGGAACAACCUCGAUUUCUCCCCUGGGUCGGCGACCCCAAUGACAUGUUCAACGUCGUUCAGCACUGACUCCAGUUUGAUUGGAGAAUUCGAGCAGUAUCACGGCCCGGGGGUUGCAACUCCGAUGACAUGUUCAACGUCGUUCAGCGCUGACUCCAGUUUGAUUGGAGAAUUCGAGCAGCAUCAUGGCCCGGGAGUUGCAACUCCGAUGACCGAGUUAAUGGGGAUGGACAUGGAAAAUUCUCCACAAUCCAAUCGCCAGGCAGAGGCAGCGAUGACGGACGAGUACUGGCGGCUGAGUCGGACUCUCUCUCGUUCCUCACCGAUGCAUUACUCGAGAGGGUUAUCUCCUAUCGAUAUGAUGCUUUUCAUGGCACCUUCGCUUGCUGAAGCGACUAGGCAGCUACUCAUGCUGCUGUUCAACGCAUUCGAUGCUUCUAUUUCUGCUAUUUCCAAUUAUCUGGCACACACGACGUACCCUCAAGGUGCUGCGCCACGUUGUGUCCUCACACACUUGUUCAAUGGGCAUGGCUGGCCAUGCACGUCCGUCAGUCCCUGGACACAAUCAAAACAAAACGACCCUUGA